Sphaeramia orbicularis (orbiculate cardinalfish) is the source of this 631-nucleotide messenger RNA. RefSeq names its product DNA repair protein XRCC4-like. Gene Ontology annotation, cellular component: DNA-dependent protein kinase-DNA ligase 4 complex; nucleus; DNA ligase IV complex. Gene Ontology annotation, biological process: response to X-ray; double-strand break repair via nonhomologous end joining; immunoglobulin V(D)J recombination. Bases 116 to 631 code for a protein of 171 amino acids. The transcript is spliced from 4 exons. The record is from RefSeq and is a predicted model, not a curated record. Gene Ontology annotation, molecular function: DNA binding. NCBI's taxonomy places the organism in Eukaryota, Metazoa, Chordata, Actinopteri, Kurtiformes, Apogonidae.
GAUGAACUUACAUUACGUAACCACGGCAGUUUACGUAACGUAAUCACGUACGCCGUGUCAAUUCUCGGCUGCUGAUUGGUUGAGACGGCGAGAGUUGAAAGGGCUCAUUAAGGGCAUGAGUGGGACGGUCCGACAGAUCACCGUGGCCACUGAUCCAGGCACCCCCUACUUCCUGCGAGUGGACUGGGCUGUAGACCUGGGGGCUGGGUUCACCCUCGCUCUGACUGAUGGUAGCUCUGCGUGGAUUGGAGAAGUUUCAGAGGAUGAUGUGACAAGGGAAGCCAACGACAUGGGCGUCACCAGAGAAAGAUAUGUUAAAGAUCUUGUGCAGGCCCUAACAGGAGGUGAAGAAGGAAGAGGAGCAGGUGACAGGGAGGUGUUUACAUUCCACCUCACUCCUGAUCAUCUCUCAUAUCAAAAAUCUGCAACAACAUCUCGGGUGAUCAAGCCUGAGCUUGUGUCCCAGGCCCAGUUGAGAGAAAUACCUGGAUGUUUGAAUGGGACUAUGGGUCCUGGGACUAUGCAAGGCUGGGGCGUCCUCUUCCUUGAGUCAAGCCUCAAGCUGACUGCAUACCUUGUUACCCUCUUCCUGGGGGGUUCUGACAUGGGUUCUCAGUUGGGGAUGGGGUAG